Paramecium octaurelia is the source of this 729-nucleotide messenger RNA. NCBI's taxonomy places the organism in Eukaryota, Ciliophora, Oligohymenophorea, Peniculida, Parameciidae. The record is from the annotation of a GenBank genome assembly.
AUGUUUAACAAAAAGAAACUAUUACAAAACAUUGUAGAACUCUAUUAUGAAUAAGUAGAAUAGAUGGAGACUAACUAUGAUAUGGAUAAUAAAUAUGCCACCAAAAUAUAGUCCUAUUAUCGAAUGUAUGUGUUGCAUAAAUCUUACAAAAAGAAUCAAAAUGCAACAAUCACAAUCCAAAAAUAUUGCAGAGCCUAUCUAGCAAGAUAACUAGUAAAAUAGAAAUUGAGUGAAUGCAAAAACAGAAGAAAUGUAUCUACUAUACUCAUAUUCAAUUAGAUUAUAUAUCUCUCCCAUUAAGCAUAAACAAUACAAAGAUAUUUCAGAGGAUAUAUUUAUCGCAAAUAUGUUCAUGACUUUUACCUAAGAAAAAAGUAACUGGAAUUAAUGAACAUCAAAAAUCAAAACUUCUUACAAGAAUUACGUUUAAAAGCUGAAUAAGAAAAGGAAGAAGAGAAAAUCAGACAUGAAUAAGCUGCCAAAUAAGAGUUCAUGAAACUGGCUACUAAUUUACAUCAUUUAACAUCGACCAAGUCUCAACCUGGAAUCUAUAAGCCUCCAUUUGCAAAAGAAAAUCCAAAGGCCUUUGAUAUUGAAGUUGAAACUUAAUUAAAAAUUGCAUUCCAAACGAAUACGCAAUGGAAAACACAAAAAAGAAGUGGAAGUGCUUAAAGAGCACUCACCAGUCAAGGAUUCAGAAUCAGACCUCAAUCUUAGAAGCUCAAAUGA